Messenger RNA from Exophiala aquamarina CBS 119918, 1644 nucleotides. RefSeq lists its product as uncharacterized. Gene Ontology annotation, biological process: actin cortical patch localization; endocytosis; actin filament organization. Gene Ontology annotation, molecular function: ubiquitin binding; phosphatidylinositol binding. The record is from RefSeq and is a predicted model, not a curated record. The transcript is spliced from 2 exons. Gene Ontology annotation, cellular component: actin cortical patch. NCBI's taxonomy places the organism in Eukaryota, Fungi, Ascomycota, Eurotiomycetes, Chaetothyriales, Herpotrichiellaceae. The coding region runs from base 1 to 1644 and encodes 547 amino acids.
AUGCCUCCCAGCCUGUCUCUAUUCCUCAUCCACGCCCCGGCAUGUACACCAGAUGCUGGGCUCGUGGAUCUCGUCCAGCAUGACGACAAUGAGAAGGCAGACUUGAAUGAGCUGGAACACCUCCUCGAUGCAGAAGACACACCUGCAGAGUGCCACUGUUGUGGCCGAAGAAAGAAACGCAGAUCCUUCAAUGCAUAUCCAGAACAGUCAUACGGGCCUCAGGUCAUUCCUCGGCGCCGACCCCCUCCAGAGAUUCGAGGCUGCAAGCGUCUGCUUAUUUCGUUGUUACACAUUGCCUGCUGCUACCGGUCACGCCGCAAGUUUCAGUUAAUAACCCGUUAUCAAUAUCACAAACAGAAGAAGCCCUUUUCUGCCGUCUCCGUCCAUGUCGAGCAAUUGACCUCGGAAACCUACGAAGAAGAUGACCUCGCGGGAGUUCCAGAGCUGCUAGAAGUCAUCAAGCUUCAAGCCACGGGCUCGCAAGAGGUGGCUCGGGCAUUAAGAAAGAAGUUGAAAUACGGCAAUGCUCAUCGCCAGCUCCGAUCACUCAGCAUUCUUGAUGGUUUGUUACAGAACGGUGGCCCCAGAGUUCAGCGAGCGCUCCUCUCCGACGGCCCUCUUCUCGAACGCCUCCGUAUAGCCGCCGUCGACCCAUUAUCCGACCAAGAUGUACGAACCAAGUGUAAAGACCUUUUUGGUCAAUGGGUCGCCAGUUCCAAAGACAAUCCAGGCUUGGAAGGUGCCAAGUCUUUGUACAAUCAAUUGCCAAAGACACAGAAACCUGCCCACCAAAGGCGAGAACAGAGUAGAGUCCUCCGGGAAACAGAGGAGGAUGUACAACGGGAGCGGGAGCUGGAAAUGUCAAGAGACAGAUCUGACAGUGGCCCAAAGAUGGGAGAACCAUCAAGCCCACCGACCUCCCGCAAACUACAAUCGCCUGUAACAUUGGGAUCGUCAUCUACCUUCAGCCCGAAGAAGGUCAAGAAGGACAAGAAGAACAAAGUCAAGGGGUUCAACCUGGAGCGAGAAAAGCCACAAAUUUUGCAAUCCAUUGCGGCGUCCUCUGUAGCCUCGACAGGUCUGAACAACGCCUUGAGAUUGGUGAAUCGGGAAAGGGAGCAAGUUUCCAACAACCCAGAAGUGAUGAAACGCUUCGAGACAUGCAAGCAGCUACGUCGCCAGAUUCUGCGCUACAUCCAAUUCGUCGAAACAGAGGAAUUUCUUGGUGGGCUUAUCCACGCAAACGAGGAACUUGUCACUGCCCUCAUGGCCUUUGAAGUUAUGGACAAGUCGGUCGAUGAUGACUCUGACAGCGAAAUGGAAGAAGCUCAACAUUUGUCGAGACAGGCAGCUAGAAGUGAACAAGCAGCUACCAGGGAGGCCGAGAAGUUAGUCGCUGGUUUAAGCAUCUCAGCGCCACCGAAGCCUCCCCGGCCUUCUCCACCAUCGCACAUCGCAAUGCCCCCCCCUCGGCCUGCAGCUGCGAGUCCUAGGAACUUCAAGGGGAGGCAAGCUGAAAGUGAAAGCGAGACCGAAAGCGAAGAGGAUGAUGAUCCUGAUGAUCCCUUCGGGGAUAAAAAUGCCAUGAAGACGCCGGACCCAGACUCACUGGGAAGAAAGGGGUACACAUGGAAGGAGGUUUAG